This is a messenger RNA of Cotesia glomerata, 2708 nucleotides long. RefSeq names its product procollagen-lysine,2-oxoglutarate 5-dioxygenase (gene Plod). Gene Ontology annotation, molecular function: L-ascorbic acid binding; iron ion binding; procollagen-lysine 5-dioxygenase activity. The record is from RefSeq and is a predicted model, not a curated record. Bases 377 to 2572 code for a protein of 731 amino acids. Lineage: Eukaryota; Metazoa; Arthropoda; Insecta; Hymenoptera; Braconidae. The transcript has 9 exons. Gene Ontology annotation, cellular component: endoplasmic reticulum. Gene Ontology annotation, biological process: peptidyl-lysine hydroxylation.
AUAAAUUCACAUCUGUAUCCCUACACAUCAAAGUUUAACUUACCUCCAGUGUGAGGGCUACGUUAAAUAAACAAUUUAAUUUAAGAUGAAAGUCUAAACUCCUACACAAACAAUUCAAUGUUUUUAAUAAAGGCAGUAGGAGGUAAAAUUAUAAAUAAGAGAGUGGAGAGUGCGGAGAAGGAAAUUUCAUUUAGUUCUGGAUUUUAUGUUCUGGUGGUAUUCCUCCACUCCUGUACCCAGUGUGUUCACGUUCAAGUAUCGAGAUAAAUACUCUGCUUGUCAAUGGAUUUUUGAGUUACUUCUCGGUUCUCGGUAGUGUUACUUCAACCGCUGACAGAGAUACUUAUAUUUUUAUUUUGGCUAUUUUAUCACCAAGAUGAAGCGUUUUUGGAUAGCUUGUUUUAUCAGCAUCAACUGCUUCCUGGUCCGAAUGACAGUUUCUGAUAAUAUUGAUCCAUUGGACGUACUUACACUAACAGUAGCUUCAAAUAGAACCGAUGGUUUUGAGAGAUAUUUAAGAUCAGCUCGUGUGUAUGGAUUUGAGAACAACGUCAUGGUCCUCGGUCUGGAUAAACCAUGGAAAGGAGGAAAUAUGAAGAGCCUAGGAGGCGGAUACAAAAUAAAUUUACUGAAAAAAGCGCUAAAGAAAUUUAAAGAUGAUGAGAAGAAAAUAAUUUUAUUUACCGAUAGUUAUGAUGUUAUAUUUUCUUCAAAAUUAGAAAAAAUAGUAAAGAAAUUUAAAACCUUUGAUGCGAGAAUUGUUUUUGGAGCUGAAAAAUUUAUAUGGCCUGAUAAAUCACUAGCCUCAAAAUAUCCAAAAGUUUAUCACGGUGAAGCUUAUCUGAAUUCCGGUGGGUUCAUUGGAUAUGCCUCCGAUGUUUAUGCUAUUUUAAAUGACAAAAAAAUUGAUGAUACUGAUGACGACCAGCUUUAUUACACAAAUGUUUAUUUGAAUGAAAAUCUUAGAAAGAAACAUAAGAUUAAGCUUGACCAUAAGUGUGAAAUUUUCCAAAAUCUACAUGGAUCUAUUGAGAAUAUUGAACUACGAUUUAAAGAAGACGAAGCUUAUCUACAGAAUACAUUAUACAAUACAGUACCGAUGAUUAUUCACGGCAAUGGUCUGGCAAAGCUGGUACUAAAUUCUCUCGGAAACUACUUGGCAAAAGCCUGGAAUCCAGAGGAGGGUUGUUUAAAUUGCUGGGAUAAUACAAUAGAACUUUCAGAAAAAGAACAACAUACUUAUCCGCCUAUUUUAAUAGCCAUUUUUAUCGACAAAGCUACUCCAUUCCUUGAAGAAUUUUUGGACAAAAUCUAUCGGCAAACAUACCCCAAGUCUAAAUUGCAUUUAUUUGUUUACAAUAACGAAGUAUAUCACGAGAAAUUGGUACAAAAGUGGAUUGACAAAUUCAGCGGUCAAUAUAAAAGCAAGAAAGUUAUCUCUCCAUCAGAUCAAAUUGAUCCAGCAACUGCUAGAGAUCUUUCUCUAAACUAUUGUUUACUAAAAGAGUGCUCUGGUCACUUUUUCAUCGAAUCAGUGGCUCAUCUAGACAACGAGCACACCUUAAAGUUACUCGUGGAACAGCAGAGGUCAAUCGUGGCACCUUUACUAUUAAGACCUGGACAAAGUUGGAGUAAUUUUUGGGGAGCUGUCGCCGACAACGGAUACUACGCCCGCAGUUCAGAUUACAUGGAAAUAAUUGAAAAUAAACGCCGAGGACUGUGGAAUGUACCUUACAUCGCCAAUUGCUACCUGAUGAACGUGACAAUCAUAAGCCACGCAGAGACCCGGCCUGUUUUCGUAGCCAAUGACUUGGAUCCAGACAUGUCUUUUGCUAUCACCAAUCGUCAGCGGGGUAUCUUUAUGUACGUCAAUAAUCGUCUCGAGUUUGGUCACCUGGUUAAUCCAGAGACUUACAAUAUUCAAUACACCAACCCAGAUUUGUAUGAAAUAUUCAACAACAAAAUUGACUGGGAGAAUCGUUAUCUUCACGUUAAUUACUCCAAUAAUUUUAAUGAAGACAAUAAGCCUGCCCAGCCAUGUCCAGAUGUAUACCGUUUCCCGAUAGUCUCACCAAGAUUCACCCGAGAAUUUAUUGAGAUUAUGGAAGCAUUUGGUCAGUGGUCUGAUGGAUCUAACCAGGAUGAUCGACUAGAUAGUGGGUAUGAACCAGUUCCAACGCGCGAUAUCCACAUGACCCAAGUGGGUCUCCAUGAAACCUGGCUCGAGUUUCUAAGGAUCUAUGUAAGCCCUUUACAAGAAAUGGUUUUUCUCGGAUAUUACGACUAUCCGCCAAAAUCGUUGAUGAACUUUGUCGUGAGGUACAAACCAGACGAACAACCUUCGCUGAGACCACACCACGAUAGCUCGACGUACACAAUAAAUAUUGCGUUAAACAAAGCCGGAGUGGAUUACGAAGGUGGCGGCUGUCGAUUUAUUCGUUACAAUUGUUCAGUCACUGACACUAAACCUGGCUGGAUGCUGAUGCAUCCCGGACGAUUAACUCACUAUCAUGAGGGUCUAUUAGUUACUAAAGGAACUAGAUACAUCAUGAUAUCGUUCGUCGAUCCGUAAUUCAAUGACCGCGCUAGUAAAUAAUGAAAUUCAAAUUACAAAUCAUUUCAUUAUUUUUUAUCAGUCAAUUACCGGUGAUAUUGAUAACUAACUAUUAUUAUACGUAUUAUUUCAUUCUGUAUUAUUUAUACGUACU